This is a messenger RNA of Drosophila yakuba, 4853 nucleotides long. Its product is annotated as ecdysone-induced protein 78C. The transcript is spliced from 6 exons. Bases 134 to 2764 code for a protein of 876 amino acids. Lineage: Eukaryota; Metazoa; Arthropoda; Insecta; Diptera; Drosophilidae. The record is from RefSeq and is a predicted model, not a curated record. Gene Ontology annotation, biological process: regulation of DNA-templated transcription. Gene Ontology annotation, molecular function: DNA-binding transcription factor activity; sequence-specific DNA binding; zinc ion binding.
AACAUAUAAAAUCACAGAGAUUUCCCACAAAAAUGCUGAGCAGGCGCCCUCGCAGGUUGCCAACGUCGAUUUCCACCAGCAGGACGAUGGUGAAGAUGAUGGAUGUCCAUCUGACCGAUCCGAUCCGAGCAACAUGGAUGUAUACCAAAUAGAGCUGGAGGCACAGGCACAAAUCCGAUCCAAUCUCCUGGUCGAAACCUGUGUGAAGCACUCGUCUUCGGAGCAGCAGCAGCUCCACGUUAAUCAGGAGGACCUUGUCAAGGAUUUCACUCGGGACGCGGAGGAACAGACACGUGAAGAGGGGGCGGAAGAAGAGGACGAAGAAGAGGACGAGGAGGAAGAAGACGAGGACGAAGACAAAGAGGAGGACGAGGACGAGGAAGCCCUGCUCCCGGUGGUCAAUUUCAAUGCAAAUUCAGACUUUAAUUUGCAUUUCUUUGACACACCGGAGGACUCGUCCACCCAAGGGGCCUACAGUGAGGCCAAUAGCUUGGAAUCCGAGCAGGAAGAGGAGGAGCAAACACACCAGCCUCCGCAACAGCACCAGCAGCAGCAGCAUCACCGGGAAUUGGAGGAUUGCCUAAGUGCCAUUGAAGCUGAUCCAUUGCAGUUGUUGCAUUGCGACGAUUUCUACAGAACAGCAGCCCCAGCAGAGAGUGUUGCAUCCAGUCUAGGCCCACAGCAGCAGCAGCAUCAGCACACCCACCAGCAAGAGCAACAGCGGCAGCAGCAGCAGCAGCACCCUGGACAGCAGCAACAUCAGCUCAACUGCACGCUGAGCAAUGGUGGAGGUGCUCUGUACACCAUCAGCAGUGUGCAUCAGUUCGGUCCGGCCAGCAACCACAACACCAGCAGCAGCUCCCCCUCCUCCAGCGGCGCCCACUCUUCGCCGGACAGCGGCUGCUCGUCGGCCUCCUCCUCCGGAUCCUCGGGAUCCUGCGGAUCAUCCUCUGCAUCCUCCUCCUCGUCAGCGGUCAGCAGCAGCAACAGCAGCAGCAACAGCAGCAGGCGCAGCAACAACAGCGUCGUCAACCCCGCAGCAACAUCUUCAUCUGUUGCGCAUCUGAACAAAGAGCAACAGCAGCAGUCACUGCCGACGACACAGCUGCAACAGCAGCAGCAGCAACACCAGCAACACCAGCAGCAGUUGCAACACCCGCAGCAGCAGCAGCAGCAAUCUUUUGGCCUAGCGGACAGCAGCAGCAGCAGCAGCAACAACGGCAGCGGCAACAACAACGGCGUCUCCUCGAAAUCAUUUGUGCCCUGCAAAGUCUGUGGCGACAAGGCAUCGGGCUACCACUAUGGUGUAACCUCCUGCGAGGGUUGCAAGGGAUUCUUUCGUCGCAGCAUCCAGAAGCAAAUCGAAUAUCGCUGUUUGCGGGACGGCAAGUGUCUGGUCAUCAGACUGAACCGCAAUCGCUGCCAGUACUGCCGCUUCAAGAAAUGCCUUUCCGCUGGCAUGAGCCGCGAUUCUGUACGUUAUGGUCGCGUUCCCAAGCGUUCCCGUGAGCUGAACGGAGCGGCUGCCUCCUCCGCCGCCGCUGGAGCUCCUGCCUCCCUCAAUGUGGAUGAGACCACCAGCAGCACACUGCACCCGAGUCACCUGCAGCAGCAGCAUCAACAGCAUCUUCUACAGCAACAGCAAAACCAGCAACAGCAGCAGCCACAACAGCAACUGCAACUGCAACAGCAACCGCAUGUAAGCGGCGUACGAGUGAAGACCCCGAGUACUCCACAAACGCCACAAAUGUGUUCGAUCGCCUCCUCGCCAUCGGAGCUGGGCGGUUGCAAUAGUGCCAAUAACAAUAACAAUAACAACAACAACAGUAGCAGCGGUAAUGCCAGCGGUGGCAGCGGCGUGAGCGUCGGCGUUGUCGUUGUGGGCGGACACCAGCAACUGGUGGGCGGCAGCAUGGUGGGCAUGGCGGGCAUGGGGACGGAUGCCCACCAGGUGGGCAUGUGCCACGACGGACUGGCGGGAACGGCGAACGAGCUCACCGUCUACGAUGUCAUCAUGUGCGUGUCGCAGGCGCACCGCCUCAACUGCUCCUACACGGAGGAACUGACCAGGGAACUCAUGCGUCGUCCCGUGACGGUGCCACAAAAUGGGAUUGCCAGCACAGUGGCGGAGAGUCUGGAGUUCCAGAAGAUCUGGCUGUGGCAACAGUUCUCGGCCAGAGUGACGCCUGGCGUUCAGCGGAUUGUGGAGUUUGCGAAACGCGUACCUGGCUUCUGUGAUUUCACCCAAGACGACCAGCUUAUACUCAUCAAGCUGGGCUUCUUCGAGGUCUGGUUGACCCAUGUGGCCAGGUUGAUCAAUGAGGCGACACUGACACUGGACGAUGGUGCCUACCUGACGCGCCAGCAGCUCGAGAUACUAUACGAUUCUGACUUUGUCAACGCCUUGCUGAACUUUGCCAACACCCUGAACGCCUACGGGCUGAGUGACACCGAGAUCGGACUCUUCUCGGCCAUGGUGCUGCUGGCCUCGGAUCGAGCUGGACUCAGCGAGCCCAAGGUGAUCGGCCGGGCCAGGGAACUGGUGGCCGAGGCGCUGCGCGUACAAAUCCUGCGCUCGCGGGCAGGAUCCCCGCAGGCACUGCAACUGAUGCCGGCGCUGGAGGCCAAGGUACCCGAGCUGAGAUCCUUGGGUGCCAAGCACUUCUCACACCUAGACUGGCUACGGAUGAACUGGACCAAGCUGCGCCUACCGCCCCUCUUCGCCGAGAUCUUCGACAUCCCGAAGGCCGACGAUGAGCUGUAGGAUGUGGGGCGAUGCCCGCGAUUCCAGGGCCGUGCAAGCAAACCGCAAUAAAAACAAAAGAAUAUUCUACCACUUGUAGGCUUAAGCAACGUAGCUAUAGAUCGAAGUGGGAGGGCCGGAGAUCAGAUAAACGUCUACUCAGCAUUACUGGAGAGAUAGUUCACUAAGCAUAUAUGCAUAUUACUAUACUAGCAGUGUUAGAGCGACUAGGACUCCCCGCUGAACAUAUCCAUGCGCAAACAUAAAUUAUUUAUUUCAUUGUUGACUCAUCAAGCUCCACUCCAGGCAUCACAGCAUCAACUCAUCCCCGCGAAAUCCCAACCAAAAUGGAGAAACGAAUCCAUCAAAAUUCAAGGCAUCUAUCCAAGGCAUCUAUCUAUUUAGAACUCGACUGAAGAGCGAGCGUUAAAGUUCGAUUAAUACUGGUUUUUUUAAAUAAUAAUAACUAAUAUAAACGAUAUCGGAUAUGUGUACGUUACGGCUAGCAAUACGGAAAUAGCGUAGUCAAAAAGCAAAAAGACCCACAACGUUCGCUUGCAGUAGUUGGAGAUCCCAUUUGACAUAAUAUGUUGUAUACAUAUUCAAGAUGAUAUGCUUAGUUUAAAAGAUUUUAAAUUGAAGAUCGAUGCGUUUAUUGUAUCUGCGUGUAAAUAAAUUUAAAUUAAUUUCUACCUUUAACUCGAUCCGACUUGAUUAUUUUAAACCCAUCUGCCCACUUGGUUGUCGGAUGAUCAUCACCAGAUCUUCGACGACGACCACCUCCAUUGAAAGUGUUCAGUUUCUUACUUAAGAUCAGACAUUUGACAUUGUACGAUUAAGAUAAUUGGGUUAGAGACCGUCUAAGUUAAGUGCUUUAAGGCUUCAUUUGUAAAACUCGGAACAAUCAAAUUGUUUGAUCAAUUUUUGAAUAGAUUGGUGCUAAAUUUGUGUGUUAAGUUUAUAUGGAAACAAGCGAGGAAAUCGAGGAACCGACAGACAGACGAACAAAAUAUAUGAAUAUAAACAUUAAAAUCGAUCUAUAUAUUAACUAAAUGUAUGUAAAAAUCAAAAGGAUUCUUAUCUAAAAAGCUCUUCAUUGAUUGUUGAAUUUAUAUAGAAAAUUUUGUAAAUUUUAUUAGUGUGACAAAGGAAAAUAUUAAAUGUAGAGGCAGCUGCAAUCAAUCUUGUGGCUGCCGUUUUAUGCUCCAUGUGUACCUUUUGCUUAUUGAACUAGAAUAUCAAAAUCAACAUAGAUCUAUAUACAUAAAUUUAUAGAUUAUUCGCAAUAUAUUAGAAGACACGCAACUUACAAUGCUGUAGCAAUUCUUUCUCCCGAUCCUCAAAGAGUUACCCUCUAUCACAUCCACUUAUAUUUUCGAUCCCCGCACAUACCCAAGAAAUCUCUGUGUUAAUUUUGUAAACCAGUGCGCAUAAUGGAACCUUGUGAAUGUAGCAUUAAAAACGAGAACAGGAGCAACAGAUUUUUAAUUACAUUAUUAACUUAUAACUAACUAUUAUAUACAUAUAUAUAAUAAAUAUAUAGAUACAAUUUUUUACCUACCGUAGCUUUGAUUACAUUUUUCAAUGAUGUGUCAAAUUUUAAAUGGUCUUACCGACAGUCCAAAAUACUCAGCAACUACAGCAGAAAUACAAAAGGUCAGAAGUUACAGCGCAUUAAGAAGGCCAACUUCCUACGAUAAUGGCUAAUGUCCACUAAUCGCUCAACUCGAAUACAGUGCAAAGAUCCAACCAGAUGUAUACAGUAAUCAUAUAUCAAUAUGCAAGACAUUGCUUAGUUGUUUAUUGAUCCAUACCAAUGCCCAAUCUGAACACAUCGCAGAUGAGUCGGCAGUCUCGACCUUGCAAUGCCCUGUACUACGCAAAUUAUUUGAUGGAGGAUCCGUGGUGUGCAGUGUGCAGUAUAGGGCAUAUAGAUAUCAGAUACGAGGCCAGCUCGCUUUACUGAAAACCUAAAACAAAAAUAAUAAAUAGAACAAAACACCAUAUACAUAUACAUAGGCCGGAAAACGAUAAGAAUACUGCAAAAACUAAUUAGAAAGCGAAAUACAUACGCAGAUUGUAAUAAAAUUACAGAAAAACAAACAACAAA